GCGCCGCUUCAAUGUAGUCCCGGAUCCCCGGGAGACGGAGGAGGAGGGGGCGACCGCAAGAUGGCGGAUCUUUCACUGCUUCAGGAGGACCUGCAGGAGGAAAUAGAAGGAUUUGGUGUGGAUGACUACAGCUCAGAGUCUGAUGUGAUUAUUAUACCUUCAGCCCUGGAUUUCGUCUCACAAGAUGAAAUGUUGACGCCAUUGGGAAGACUAGACAAGUAUGCUGCAAGUGAGAACGUAUUUAACAGACAAAUGGUGGCCCGAAGCUUGCUUGACACUUUGAAGGAAGUCAGCGAUGAUGAAAGAGAUUGUAUUGCUGUAUUGGAAAGAGUCAGCAGAUUAGCUGAUGAUUCAGAGCCAACUGUGCGAGCUGAACUGAUGGAACAGGUGCCUCAUAUUGCAUUAUUUUGUCAAGAAAAUCGACCUUCAAUCCCAUAUGCUUUUUCCAAAUACUUGCUGCCUAUUGUGGUUAGAUAUCUUGCAGAUCAGAAUAACCAGGUGAGAAAAACAAGUCAAGCAGCUUUGCUGGCUUUGCUAGAGCAGGAACUUAUUGAUCGAUAUGAUGUGGAAACCAACGUAUGCCCAGUUCUUAUAGAGCUAACUGCACCAGAUAGCAAUGAUGAUGUGAAGACAGAAGCUGUGGCAAUAAUGUGCAAGAUGGCACCUAUGGUUGGAAAGGACAUCACAGAACGACUUAUCCUCCCUAGGUUUUGUGAGAUGUGCUGUGACUGCAGAAUGUUUCAUGUUCGGAAGGUCUGUGCUGCCAAUUUUGGAGACAUUUGCAGUGUAGUUGGGCAACAAGCCACUGAAGAAAUGUUGCUUCCAAGGUUUUUCCAGCUUUGUUCAGAUAAUGUAUGGGGAGUAAGAAAGGCUUGUGCUGAGUGUUUCAUGGCUGUUUCAUGUGCAACAUCUCAAGAAAUUCGUCGGACAAAAUUGUCAACACUUUUUAUUAAUCUGAUCAGUGAUCCUUCACGAUGGGUUCGUCAAGCAGCCUUUCAGUCUCUGGGACCUUUCAUAUCAACUUUUGCUAAUCCAUCUAGCUCAGGCCAGUAUUUUAAAGAAGAAAAUAAGAACUCGGAAGAUAUUGUGCUAGAAGAAAAAACCAGAAUCGGAGAUGGAGAUGACUUCUCAGAGAAUGUACAGUUCAGGACAGAGGCUAUUCCUUUGGAUGUCUGUCUUUGUAAAUCCAGCUUAAGACUUGAAAAUAACCUGGAUGAUCACACUCAAACAUGUAGGAAAUCCUUGAGUGAAUCUCAUAUUCACGUGGAUAGGUCUUUACAUUCUACUUUGUCUUCAGUAUCUCUCCAUAGUAUUCUUCAGGAAGCAGUUGAUGAAAUUGAGCAAAGUUCUGACAGUUGUGCUAUAACAUUGCUACCAGAAAUGGACAUAAGUUCUCCGGAACAACCUUACUUAGAUCAGGAAUUAUAUAACUCCUUCCAUUUCUGGAGGACUCCUCUACCCGAAAUAGAUCUAGAUCUAGAGCUUGAGCAAGAUACUGAGAAAACUCUUGAGAGUCCAGAAGGAACACCAAAAGUUACUAUACCAGAUUCUCCAAAUAUUACUAUGGCUACACGAAAGGAACUUGAAGAGAUGAUAGAAAAUCUUGAGCCUCACAUUGAUGAUCCUGAUGUUAAAGCACAAGUAGAAGUAUUAUCUGCUGCACUUCGAGCCACCAGUAUGGACACUCAGGAAGAAAAGAUGGUCAGCUUAGCCAGGGAAAAUGACUUACAAGAUGAAAUCCUUAUAAAAGAGCUACAGAAUUGUAAAAUAAGUCAAGAUGAUCCUGUGCCUUUAAUCAACGAUACUGUUGAGAGUAUGGAUUCAACUCUCCAAUACAUCCAUAAUGAUUCAGACUUGAGCACCGAUAAUAGUUUUAGCCCUGAAGAGGAAAGAAAAUCUAAAGUACAAGAUGUUGUGCCUCAGGCAUUGUUGGAUCAGUAUUUAUCUAUGACUGAUCCCUCUCGUGCACAAACCGUUGACACUGAGAUUGCUAAACACUGUGCAUAUAGCCUUCCAGGUGUGGCACUUACACUUGGCAGGCAGAACUGGCACUGUCUAAGAGAGACUUAUGAGACGCUUGCAUCAGAUAUGCAGUGGAAAGUUCGGAGGACAUUAGCAUUCUCUAUCCAUGAGCUUGCAAUAAUUCUUGGAGACCAAUUGACAGCUGCAGAUCUGGUUCCAAUUUUCAAUGGGUUUUUAAAGGACCUUGAUGAAGUCAGGAUAGGGGUCCUUAAACACUUACAUGAUUUUCUGAAGCUACUUCAUAUGGACAAAAGAAGAGAAUAUCUUUAUCAGCUUCAGGAGUUUUUAGUAACAGAUAAUAGCAGAAAUUGGCGCUUUCGAGCUGAACUGGCUGAGCAGCUGAUUUUACUUCUAGAUUUAUACAGUCCCAGAGAUGUAUAUGAUUACUUACGACCAAUUGCUCUGAAUCUAUGUGCAGACAAAGUUUCUUCUGUUCGUUGGAUUUCCUACAAGUUGGUUAGUGAAAUGGUAAAGAAACUGCACAUGGCUACACCACCAACAUUUGGAGUAGACCUCAUAAAUGAACUUGUGGAAAAUUUUGGUAGAUGCCCAAAAUGGUCUGGCCGACAGACAUUUGUCUUCGUCUGCCAGACUAUCAUCGAAGAUGAUUGCCUUCCUAUGGACCAGUUUGCCGUGCAUCUGAUGCCACAUUUGUUAAAUUUAGCAAAUGAUAGUGUUCCAAAUGUUCGAGUACUACUUGCAAAAACAUUAAGACAGACUCUCUUAGAAAAAGAGUAUUUCUUAAGUUCUGCUAACUCUCAUCAGGAAGCUGUGGAACAAACAAUUAUGGCUCUUCAGAUGGAUAGUGACAGUGAUGUCAAAUAUUUUGCAAGCAUUCACCCUUCCAAUACCAAAAUUGCUGAAGAUGCUAUGAGUACAGCUUCUUCAACUUAUUAAAGAGCCCAAGUCUCAUUGUCUCUUCUGCUUAAAACUCCACAAGUGCUCCUCACAUGGAUGAUCUGGGACAGCCUUUUCUGAAGGAGGAAAGAUCUCCCUCUCUUGCCAGACUUACUACAGGUGCCAGUUACCUACACCUGAUGCCAGGGAUCUUAAGAGUCAAGUGAAAGUAUGGUAAACUAUCUCAUCUUGACUUUAGGAAAUACUAAUUUCUCAGAGGAUUAUACUUGUCACCGAAGCCUUAAAUCCUUCUGUCUUCCUGAAUGAAUGAAACUUGAAUUGGCAGAGCAUUUUGGAAGGGAUGACAGUCCCAUAAACCUGCAUUGUUUUCUCCUCAGGAGUUAACUUAGCAAGUUUUACUUUAGCAACAAGUAGAUGACAUACUCAUAGCCAUAAAGGCAGAUGUGUUAUAACAGGAUGUAAAAGAGACCUCCAGUAUUAGCUCUAAACAUUUUUUUCCAGGCAAGGACUUGAUUGGGUGCUGUGGCUUGCUGCCUGGCCCCAUCCUGAGUAAGUGUGAAUAGUUUUUGAUGUGUGUAAAUUGGGAAACUAGAAAUUUUUGGAUUUCUCUUAAGGGCUUGAUGCUAACACUAAACUAGAAUCUGAUUUUAACUCUUAAAUGCAGCAUAUUGCUGUAUUCAUUAGCAGAAACCUUCGCUGAAUACCUAUGUCCUAUUUUUUUUUCAUGCUGGUCAUGACCUGAAGGAAAUUUAUUAGCACGUGUACUAUAUGUCAGGUAUUUUUAACUUGAUCAUGAUCAGCUCUGAGGUGCAACUUUUUUCUUCACAUACUGUACAUAUCUGUGACCACUCUUGGGAGUGCUACAGUCUUUAAUCAUGUUGUUUAAAACUGUUGUUGUGACACAAGUUGUUCUCCACUUGUCCAAAUAAAAUUUAUUAAUAAGAUGUA
This is a messenger RNA of Gracilinanus agilis (Agile Gracile Mouse Opossum), 3828 nucleotides long. RefSeq names its product protein phosphatase 4 regulatory subunit 1 (gene PPP4R1). Lineage: Eukaryota; Metazoa; Chordata; Mammalia; Didelphimorphia; Didelphidae. Bases 61 to 2919 code for a protein of 952 amino acids. Gene Ontology annotation, molecular function: protein phosphatase regulator activity; protein binding. Gene Ontology annotation, biological process: protein dephosphorylation. The transcript has 20 exons. The record is from RefSeq and is a predicted model, not a curated record.